Esox lucius (northern pike) is the source of this 3236-nucleotide messenger RNA. RefSeq names its product t-complex-associated-testis-expressed 1 (gene drc5). The record is from RefSeq and is a predicted model, not a curated record. Gene Ontology annotation, cellular component: sperm flagellum. Gene Ontology annotation, biological process: flagellated sperm motility. Gene Ontology annotation, molecular function: protein binding. The transcript has 7 exons. Lineage: Eukaryota; Metazoa; Chordata; Actinopteri; Esociformes; Esocidae. Bases 1810 to 3174 code for a protein of 454 amino acids.
AAAAGAGUUAGUUCCAGUGCCUUGGACAAAUCCUGAAUUUGCAUGUGUUUGCAUCUUUCAAAUUUUGUAAGGGGAGGGGAGAUUUUGCCCACAGACUCGCUGGUCAUUUUGAAAUAGAGGGGGCGGAGCUCAUCGCCCGGUUCUGAAGUAAUCUCUUAACACAUACGGUUGUGACGACAGACCCAGAAGCACAAUUAGAACAAUUAUGUGAGACUUUAGUUCUGGGUUAACUGAGAUUAUAGUCAGACAUUCGUCACAGUGAUGGUCCCCUGUAGGGAGGACCCUCAGCGGCCAGCAAUGCUUCAGCUAGACAUAAAUCAGAAGAAAGUAUUUUUAUUGAUAAUGAAAUGUUCUUGCUACUCGUGGCAAUAGGCUGUAAUCCUCACUGUAGAACAUUUUUAAUAAGGGCAGUAAAAAAACUUGCUGACAUUGCAUAUUCGGAUAUUUGGCUAUUCAUCAAUAACUUAUUAAUGUAUCUCUCAAAAAUGCAAGUUGGUUUAUUGACCAAUUUUGGCUCAUGUCUAGCAGGAUGGCUCAGAGAUUUCCGAUGUCCCCUUGGUAACCCAUCCCAAGUAGAUUAGAGCAUUUAUUUUUUGGAGAUUUCUUCACCCAACCUCAUAAGACAUCUGCAAAAAAUUAAAAUAAAAUGUACGUUCAAUGGUCAGCCAGUCAAAAAUAUUUUUUCAUCAAGCUGGAGACCAGUGUAAACCCGCUCUUUUACUCUGGAGGGAUGUGGGUCACGAUUGCCGGGCUAUUUUCAGUGUGCUCUGGUAAGGGAGGGAAAUCACACUGUACAAGAUUUACAUGUUGUUGGUGGCCUCUAGUACACUCUAAUAGAUGAGUUCCCCAAUUCACAGCUAAAAUAAAAUCUACUGUGCAGAUUAAAAAUAAAGGUUUUAAGAUGUCACAUUGGUUUCAAACAGAAGGUAAAAAUAAGUGGACCUUAAAGGCACAAAGUGAAUGUAUUAUUGGAAACAAGAACAGAAAUGAGUUAUUUGAAAUGAGAACAGGAAUAUAUUAUUCAAAAGAACUCUAAAAUGUGUCCAAAGAAAACCUCUAAAGCCCUACAUCCAAUGUAGCUCUGACUCCUAUUUUGUUAAGCUGUUACCUGGAAAAGGUUCCCCAAUGUAAAAAUGUCUUGAACAUCAAAAGUUGUUCUAGCCUUCUUUUUGUCCAGUGUAGGAGAAAAAAAAGCAGCAAAGAAAACAAACUGGAAUGUUUGUUUUAUCCCCAAAACAAUGUUUCAGUGUUUCUGUCAAAAAGACAUGAAUCAUUUAUUACUUCAUACACUGCGGCCCAAGCUACCCCCUCUCCUUUCCAGCUGAUGUCACCCCUGUCCAGAGAAAUGAUGCUGGGGAGAACAGCUCCGGUUCAGUGUUCAUGAUUGCACAUUUUAGUCAUGUAGCAGAUCGAGAGCAAAAUAAUACCACCACUUACUGUCUCAAUAGUACCACCUUUUGCUGUCUACCCACAGACAUUUCUAAGUGGGUAAUAGCUAGACACAUCAUUUGGUUUGUCCAAGUCGUCAGUCAAUAAGUGGGAUAACGUCCCUCAUGUGAGUUCCCGGUUCCUCAGAAAUGCCUGGCACGCCACUUGAAAGAGGGAACAGCUAGCUCUUGUCCACAGAUUUCCAGUUCUCCUACCCACAGAAAAACUCUUUGACUGCUGGGCAAGCCGGGCGGCAUGUUUUAUUUUUAAUCCACAGUUAAAGACGAGGGGGAGUUUCUCGGGAGCGAGUGAGUCUGUAUCCAAGGAGACGGUCUGUUGACUGCGAGCCCGAACGAGGUGAUUCUUCCUACAUUCCCAAACAUGACUGCAACAAUUUCCAAGGCCCCUUGGGGUGGUACGUAUCCUCCGGUGGCGAAACUCAACUUGGCUGCCGACCCCAGGAAGAUGCGCAGGAUCAUUGCAGAAGACCCAGAGUGGUCCCUAGCUGUUGUGCCCCACUUAUCCAACAUCUGCCUGCAACACAUAGUGAGAAACUUUGAGGAGAGGCCCAUCCUCGACAAACUUCUCCCCAGCCACAAAGACUACGUCCUGGAGAGGCUGUCCACCUCCUUGCCCCUGCGGGUUACCUCCAAUCUGAUUAGCGACGAAGGUUACUGGAAGCGCUGCUGCCAAAAGCGCUGGGGCCUGCGUGACGUCUCCGCGUACGGCCACAGCUGGAAACGGAUGUUCCACGAGAGGCACCUGGAGAACAUCAUCGAGCUCUUCAUACCGGACGUAACCGACCCCAGGUUGGUGCUGGACGCCGUUCCCCUGUGCCGGGACUACGUGACCAGGCUGAACAUCUCACAGCUGCUGCCGCCCAUCAAGGAGCCCCAGGCGCAAGAGGAGGACGACGGCCGUGACUCGGCCAGUGACCUGAGCGUGCAGGGGCCCUCCGUCGACCACUUUGACUUCGGCAUCCUGCUGGACAAACUGAGCCGCCUGGAGGAGCUCCAUGUGGUCUAUAGGGUCAAGGGCUGUGGCAUGAACUUUGAGUGGAACCUCUUUGAGUUCACCUACCGUGACUGCGAGUUGCUGGCCAGGGCCCUGAAGUCCUGCACGACCCUGAGGGUGCUGAGGAUCCACCAAAGCAAAGUGGAUGAUGAGAAGUGUCGUCUGCUGGUGAACAACCUCCUGGACCACCCGUCCCUCAGAGAGCUCAACCUGUCCCACAACCUGGUAGGGGACCGGGGUGCCCGGGCCAUCGGCAAGCUGCUCACCAGGAGUAGGCUGGAAACCCUGACCGUCUAUGACAACAACAUUCAGGGCCCGGGGGCCCGGGCUAUUGCCCACGCCCUGGCCAAGAACACCAGCCUGCUGUCCCUGGACCUACGACUGAACCGCCUGGGCGACGAGGGGGGCCAAGCGAUCGCUCAGGCCCUGCUGAAGAACUGCACCCUGGAGCGGCUGUACCUGGGGGCCAAUGAGAUGAGUGAGCCCACCGCCACCGUGCUGUCCCAAGUCCUGGUCCAGAACCAGAUGCUGAGGAGCAUCAGCCUGGCCUGUAACCGGCUGGGUUCGGAUGGAGGCAAAGUUCUGGAGGAGGGCGUGUCUCACAACAGCAUGCUGCUGGAGUGUGACCUCCGCCUGACGGAGGUGGGCCAGGAGAGUGAAUACUGCAUCAGACGUGUGAUCCAGAACAACAAGAACAGAGAACGCAAAACCCAGGAUGACAGCGUCAUGUAAACCCAGUCUGAGACGCAGAGAAUAGUGAAAUACAGAUAUACAACCCCUUCAGGUCAUUGGAA